AUGGAUAAAGGAAAAACAACCAGCAAGAAAAGAAAAGAGUCUGAUUCUCCGACACAGUCUCCAAAGUCUAAAAGAAAACUGCCUACAAGAUCGCUUGCAUGGAAUGUUUUUACUAGGCUUGAAGAUGAUGAUUCGAGGUGUUCCUGCAACUACUGUGGUAAAACAUAUUCAUGCAAUCCUGCUACAGGUGGAACUACUAACUUGAAUGCACAUAUGAAAAAGUGCAAGGCUUAUUUGAAUCAUUUUGAAUCUUGUUCUCAGAAUGUCAUCCUUACUGUUGGAGGUACUAGUGAUAAUAGUGGUAAAGUUGUUGGAAUGACAAAGCCUUUUGAUCAAGUCGCAUGUAAGAAAGCAACGGUGAAAAUGAUUGUCAUGGAUGAGUUGCCAUUUUCUUUUGUAGAGAAUGAUGGGUUUAGAAAGUUUUGUGAGGUAGCUUUGCCUUGGUUUAAUAUACCAUCACGGAGAACAAUUACAAGGGACACGGUUACACUGUAUAAGGCUGAGAAAACAGCACUGGAGACUAUCUUAUGUCAAAAUAGGCAAGCACUCUCUUUUACCACUGACAUAUGGACUGCUAUUACGACUUUGAGUUAUAUGGUCAUCACUGCACACUUUAUUGAUAUGAAUUGGCGUUUACAUAGAAGGAUUAUUAGUUUUAGUCCUAUUCCAGAUCAUAAAGGAGAGACCAUUGCUAAUCAGUUUUUGAGAUCUUUGGAUGAUUGGGGUAUUGAGAAAGUUUUUUCUGUCACUUUGGAUAACGCCAGCAGCAAUGACAAAGCUAUCACUGUUUUAAAAAAUCGGUUGAGUAACAGGAACAAUGAUUCUUUGCUAAUGAAUGGUGAGUUUAUGCACAUACGUUGCUGUGCACACAUACUUAACUUGAUUGCUAAUGAAGGUCUGGAUGAUAUAAGCAAGAGCAUAAUAAGUGUUCGUAAUGCUGUGAAAUAUGUGCGGUCUUCCAAUACGAGACUAGAAUCAUUUAAGCGUUGGGUGGAAGUUGAGAAGAUAACAAGAGGAAGUGUGGUGCUGGAUUGUGUUACUAGGUGGAAUUCUACCUAUUUGAUGCUGAAAAGUGCACUUGAAUAUCAAGUUGCGUUUGAUAAGAUGGCUGAGAUGGAUAAACCGUAUGAUGCAUGGUUCAAAGAACUUGAUUCUCAUGGAAAGGAGAGGAAAGGACCUCCUAUGGCAAUUGACUGGGACAAAGCUCGUCAUAUGGUGAAGUUUCUGAAGUCCUUUUAUGAUUCGACUUUAGCAUUCUCAUCUUCUAUAAAGGUAACAUCAAAUGGUUGUUACAAUGAGAUAUGCAAAAUUCAAUCAAGUGUGAACACAAUGUCUUUCAGCCAAGAUUAUGAUCUGAGAGAAAUGGCUUCUGCAAUGGCUGCUAAGUUUGAUAAAUACUGGGAAGGCAUGGAAAAGAUCAAUAAGAUUUUGAUAGUGGCUGGUGUACUUGAUCCACGUCGCAAAAUGGUCUUUACAAAGUAUAGCUUUGAACUUAUAUAUGGAAAUGGUAAUCCAAAGUGCACACAAAUGUCUGAUAUGGUGAUGGAUAUUCUGCGGAGACUAUUUAGAGUAUAUCAGGAUCGGUACACCAACUUGAAUCUACAAUCUUCUUCUGUUGGUGGAGAUGAGAAUGUAAUCCCAGCGACUCAAAACUCUCAGGAUAUGGAUGUUGACAGUAUUGAUAAUCCUUUCCUCAGAUUUAUGGUUGCUAAAAAGACUACUUCAGAAGUUUUGAAAGAGUUGGAUAGAUAUCUAAAGGAAGAAUUGUUUGUGGCUACUGCAAAUGAGCUGGGACUUCCUUUUGAUAUUCUAAGCUGGUGGAAGACAAAUAGUUCAAAAUAUCCAGUUAUGUCUUUAAUGGCAAGAGAAGUUCUUGCGGUACCCGUAUCAUCUGUGGCAUCUGAGCGGCUUUUAGCACUGGAAGUCGUGUUCUAG
Molecule: messenger RNA, 1935 nt
Organism: Brassica napus (rape)
Lineage: Eukaryota; Viridiplantae; Streptophyta; Magnoliopsida; Brassicales; Brassicaceae
Product: zinc finger BED domain-containing protein RICESLEEPER 2-like
Exons: 1
Coding region: 1-1935 (644 amino acids)
Molecular function (GO): DNA binding; protein dimerization activity
Source: RefSeq, a predicted model, not a curated record